AUGCAGUCAUUACGCAACGCCCUCCGCGUCUCCGCCAGGACGACCCUGCAGCGCGGCGCACCCACGUUAUCUCGACGCGCUCCCAUGGCAGCCGUGACGCCGAUACUGAUCGACCACUACACGAGGCCCCGGAAUCCCGGGUCCAUGGACCGCAAGGACCCCAUGGUCGGCACGGGACUCGUCGGUGCGCCGGCUUGCGGCGACGUGAUGAAGCUGCAGAUUAAGGUCGACAACGGGACCAUCACGGACGCCAAGUUCAAGACCUUUGGCUGCGGCUCCGCCAUUGCGAGCUCCAGUUACCUCACGGAGCUGGUCAAGGGUAUGCGGAUAGAGGAUGCGGCCAAGAUUCGGAACACCGAUAUCGCCAACAACCUGCACCUGCCGCCGGUCAAGCUUCACUGCUCCAUGCUUGCGGAGGACGCCAUCCGCGCCGCUAUCGCCGAUUAUCACACCAAGAACCCGCCCACGAACCUGGGCAAGUCUGAGGUCAAGACUCUCGAGAUGGAGAAGUAA
This is a messenger RNA of Pyricularia pennisetigena, 513 nucleotides long. RefSeq lists its product as uncharacterized. Gene Ontology annotation, biological process: iron-sulfur cluster assembly; intracellular iron ion homeostasis. Gene Ontology annotation, molecular function: ferrous iron binding; 2 iron, 2 sulfur cluster binding. The record is from RefSeq and is a predicted model, not a curated record. Gene Ontology annotation, cellular component: cytoplasm; mitochondrial matrix. The transcript has 3 exons. The coding region runs from base 1 to 513 and encodes 170 amino acids. NCBI's taxonomy places the organism in Eukaryota, Fungi, Ascomycota, Sordariomycetes, Magnaporthales, Pyriculariaceae.